This is a messenger RNA of Portunus trituberculatus (swimming crab), 481 nucleotides long. Its product is annotated as ladderlectin-like. The record is from RefSeq and is a predicted model, not a curated record. Lineage: Eukaryota; Metazoa; Arthropoda; Malacostraca; Decapoda; Portunidae.
GGUCGUGUUCCACUAAGUCCGCUGGCUUCGACACAACAGCAGCAGCAGCAGCAGCAGCACGUCACUCCGCCGCACGAAAAACCUCCAUCACAUAAGUUAAACUCCCCGCUGCUGCUCUGCACGUCACACCCGACAACAAGGCACAAACGGACCCAAGGUUCUACUUCGCGACGCGCGUGGCUGAUAUAUAGGUGGAGGUUCCGAGCAGCUGGCACCAGUAACUCCGGGACCAUGAAGAUUGUCAUAGCGUUGAUAUUGACUUUGCUCUCCGUGGCGACUGCCCAGAAUAAUGACUGCACAGAUGGUUUUCAACAAGUGGGAUCUGCCUGCUACAUGAUUCCUAGCGAAUCUCAUGGAUGGUACGAGGCCAUGCAUCACUGCAAAUCACUAACCCCAUCCAACGGUAAGAUGGCGGCGUUGGCGCGAGUGGAAACAUGCACCCAGCUUCAUUCAGUUUGGGAGUUCAUCAAUAAAGAGGGAU